Molecule: messenger RNA, 4480 nt
Organism: Lates calcarifer (barramundi perch)
Lineage: Eukaryota; Metazoa; Chordata; Actinopteri; Centropomidae
Product: transient receptor potential cation channel subfamily M member 4
Exons: 28
Coding region: 305-4090 (1261 amino acids)
Biological process (GO): calcium ion transmembrane transport
Cellular component (GO): membrane
Molecular function (GO): calcium-activated cation channel activity; ligand-gated calcium channel activity
Source: RefSeq, a predicted model, not a curated record
GACUGGCCCCACCUAUUCUCAAAGUUUGGAAAGUGGCAUUUGCAAACUGUCUGCCUCUUGUUAAAACCACACCCUCACCUGUGUGGUAUCUCUGCCUGCACCUAGUUUCCGCUCUCCGGCUGCUGAGAGACGCUUGAAAAUGAUAUUUCAACAGACGCGGGUGUAUUCAGCUUCAGCAGUCCAGUAGCUAUAUUAACCUAAUCAACUGAAGAAUGGUCAGAAAGAAAUCCUGAAGUCUCUUUUUUCCCCUCCCUAUCUCCCUCUGAGUCGAACAGCACAGGGGGAAAAAAAACAGAAGACAAACAUGAAAGACACAGAAGGAGAAGGAGGAGGAGGCGGUGGAGCUAAAAUCAGUAAAUCUGAGAAGGACCAGAGCUGGAUCCCCAAGAUCAUAAAGAAAAGAGUGUGCACCACCUUUGUAGAGGAUUCUUUCAGUAAUGGAGCGCUUUGCCAGUGUGGGGGUGCGAGAGACACCCACGACUCUGUGGCUCUCGGUGACUAUUUCAGCACGGCGAUCGUCAACCACUGGGACAGCGCCCAGCACUCCUCUGAGUACCCGACUGACGCCUUUGGGGAGCUGCAGUUUGCAGGAGCCAGCAAGAGGCAUAGCUAUUUUCUGCGUCUGUCAUGGGACACACCUCCGUCUAUGGUCUAUACCCUGAUGACAGCCCAUUGGGGCCUGCCUGCGCCCAAUCUGGUGGUUUCUGUAGUGGGUGGAGAAGGAAGGUCAAAGGUGAAGACCUGGGUACGGGAGGUCCUCCGGCAGGGUCUGGUUAAAGCCUCACAAAGCACAGGAGCGUGGAUCCUGACGGCAGGCUUGCGCGAGGGUGUAGGGAGGUGUGUCGGAGAGGCUGUGAGGGAUCACGCCACCGCGGCCUCGUCUGUGUCCCUCAGCAAGGUGGUGGCGCUGGGCAUCGCUCCCUGGGGCCUGGUGCACAACCGACAGCAGCUGGUCAACCCUCAGGGUAGCUUCCCCGCUAAGUACUAUGUCCAGAACACGUCCCGGGACUCCUGCUGCCUCGACAACAACUACCAGGCCUUCCUGCUGGUGGACGAUGGGAGCGUGGGACGCAGAGGAGGAGAGACAGGGUUCAGGGCCAAACUGGAGGACUAUAUCUCCCACCAGCGUACAGGCAUCUGGGGCAGUGGCAGCAUUGACAUCCCUGUCCUUUGUAUGCUGAUAUCUGGGGAGGCAAGCAUGCUGGAGAGAGUGGAUCUGUCCCUGAAAAACUCCAUGCCCUGGCUGGUGCUGGCUGGCUCAGGAGGCGUGGCCGACUUCCUGAGCGACAUCUUGGAGAACCUGUCGUCAGCCCCCACGCCCCAGUCUUCCGGCGAGGGUGAUGGCGAGGCGGGUGCCAGCAUGGAUCUGAAAGACAGAGUGGCAGAGCGGGUUAAAAAGCACUUCCCGUCUGAAGCGGAGACGGACAAACUAGUCGAACGAACUCUGACCAUCUACCAGAACCGAGAUUUGAUUACGAUCUACCACGGAGAGCAGGAAGGCCCAGAUGACUUUGAUACUGUCCUGCUCAAAACCUUAGUGGGAGCCAGUAAGCACCGUGCGUCAGUUGAUGCCAGCCCUUACAAUGAAGAGCUGAAGCUCGCGGUCACGUGGAACAGGGUCGACAUUGCCAAGAGCGAACUCUUCAACGGAGACAUCCAGUGGAGGUAUGAAGACUUGGAGGACUCAAUGACGGAUGCCCUGAUCAAUGACAAGCCUGAGUUUGUGCGUCUUUUCACUGAGAAUGGCCUCAACAUCCUGGACUACCUGACUUAUGGCAGGCUGGAGAGCCUCUACCGCUCGGUGGCUGACGGGACGCUUCUUUACCAUCUGCUACAGCGCCACCUCGUGGAGCGACUUGGAACUACAGCACCUGCUUACGCACAGUCCAACCAGCAGGGCUCGCCUUCCAAACUGUCAGCAGAGAAAAUGCAGAAUGGUCCGGUGACUGAGAUCAGCCUUUUUGAGGUGUCACGGGUCCUGGAACUGUUAAUGGGUGAUGUUUGCCAGCCAUUCUACUUUGAUGCUUUGGGAUUAGAGAAUAUCUCAUCCAAGAGGAGGGCUCUUCGGCGUGUCAGUAAGCUGCUUCGUGGAGAUUGCCCCUAUCGGGAGAGACGCUGCCUUUACCCCUGGGCCUCGCUCUUCAUCUGGGCCGUCCUGCAGAACCGCAGCGACAUGGCCACGUUCUUCUGGGAAAUGGCGGGGGAGUCAGUGCUCAGUGCUCUUAGUGGCUGUAAGAUCUUGAGAGAACUGUCCAAACUGGAGAUUGAGACUGAGACCAAACUCUCCAUGAAAGAGCUGGCCCAGAGGUUUGAGAACCUGGCACAUGAUGUCUUCAGCUCUUGCUAUCGGAGCAACGAGAGUCGCUCUUUCACCCUGUUGAUUAGGCAGUCUCCGGUCUGGGGUGGCACCACCUGCCUCCAGAUGGGCAUGGGUGCUGAUGCACGGCUUUUUUUCAGUAACGAUGGAGUGCAGUCUCUGUUGUCCCAGAUCUGGUGGGGUGACAUGAAGCGGAACACAGAGGUGUGGAGACUCAUACUCACCUUCUUCUGCCCCAUCCUCUGCUACACCAACUUAAUCUCCUUCAGGAAACACGACGACCAGCAGCAAGAGGAGGAGGGGAAGCCUAACGAGGACGGACCAGGCCGGGACAGCGACAGCCUCUACGGCACCACCGUCUUCUCCUUCUCUGACAUCAAGCACAUUGAAGCUGACACGCAAGAAGUGCACACUCCCAGAAUGGCAACCAUCAAAGGCAUACCUCAAACUCACAGACCCCCAAAGCGUCCAUUCAUAGUGUCGAGAUGGCGCCAGUUCUGGUUUGCACCUGUCACCUCAUUUUUGGGCAACGUCCUGAUGUACUUCCUCUUCCUGCUGCUUUUUGCCUACGUGCUGCUGGUGGACUUCAAGCCGCCUCCACCCGAAGGUCCGGCCAUCACUGAGUAUGUGCUGUAUUUCUGGGUGUUCACCAUCGUGUGCGAGGAGAUCCGGGAGACAUUCUUUCUGGGGACAAUGACAUUGCGUCAGAGGAUUAGAGUGUACAUUCAGGAUGUGUGGAACAAGUGUGACAUCACUGCCAUCAUACUGUUCAUCAUAGGACUAAUCUGCAGGAUGUUCCACUGGAGUUAUGAAUUCGGCCGAGACAUCCUGUGCGUGGACUACAUGGUCUUCACCCUCCGCCUCAUUCACAUCUUUGCCAUUCACAAACAGCUGGGUCCAAAAAUCAUCAUUGUUGGCAAGAUGAUGAAGGAUGUUUUCUUCUUCCUCUUCUUCCUGGGGGUGUGGCUCAUGGCGUAUGGAGUAGCCAACCAGGCUUUGAUUUAUUCUUACGACCCUCGCCUCGAUCGCAUCUUCCGCCGGGUUUUCUACAGGCCGUAUUUGCACAUCUUUGGACAGAUCCCUGUGGAAGAGAUGGAUGUGGGGAAGGAGUGGGACAUGCCUUGCACAGACAACGUGACACUGAUCCAGGACGGCGCAGAGCCAUGCAGAACCCUUUACAGUAACUGGCUGGUGGUGAUUCUGCUGGUCAUUUAUCUGCUGGUCACCAACAUCCUGCUCAUCAACCUGCUCAUUGCUAUGUUUAGCUACACCUUCUCUGAGGUGCAAGCGAACAGCGACAUUUACUGGAAGUUCCAGCGCUACAACCUGAUUGUUCAGUACCACUCCCGUCCUUCCCUGGCGCCUCCUUUCAUCAUCCUCUCUCACAUCAAUCUCUUUAUCAAGAGGACCAUCCGCAAGGUGCCCUCGAUCAAGAUCCACCAUUUUGUAUUGGAGUUAAAAGGGAAAGCGGCUAACAGGCUAAUGACAUGGGAAACCAUUCAGAAGGAGGACUUCCUGACUGCACAGACCAAGAUCCAAAAAAGCAGUGACUCAGAGAGGCUAAAACGGAUGUCUGUCAAAGUGGAUGGUGUGCUUAAACAUCUGACUGAAAGCAGAGACUUUGACCACAGGCUAAGGGCUCUGGAGAAUGAGAUGGAGUACUGCUCAAAUGCUCUCAGCUGGAUUGUGGAUACUCUGGCACAAGGCAGCACGUUCAAACCUCCUCGGCCUCCACCUACAUUAAGAGAUGCAUUCCCAUCCAGUUCCACCUGAGUCAGCCUCGGCGAUGCUCAGAGCCAGUAAAGGACAAGAAUUGAGUGCGUUUAUUCUUGUGCCACACACCAACCUGUGUUACUGUAUUCUAACCUGUGUUACUGUAUUCCAGCCAUAGUCGUCACUGGACUCAUUUACCAAAGUUACAGUACAGUUGUUACAGUACUGAGUGAAUGCAGAAGUGUGCAGUCUGUCUUAUUCUAAUGCCAAAAGACGUGUGUGUAUUUAUGAUGUAGUAUGAUAUUUUUAUGUAUUUUAUUUCCCAGUGCUUUUAUGUCUAUUGCUGUAGUUUUAAGCUGACAGCUGGAAUACUGUUUUUAAGGUUUUUAUAUAGUUUUUAUUGUUCUAUUGAAACUAUGAUCUUGUUUACUCUCUGUCUUCUGGUUGCUU